GUAGCGGCGUUUAGGCCGAGCUACCGCGGUGAGGAGCGAAGCUGUGGCCAUGAAGGAGGAGAAGGAGCACAGGCCUAAGGAGAAGCGAGUAACCCUCUUGACUCCCCCAGGUGCUACAGGCAGCGGCGGUGGGGCUUCGGGAGACAGCACCAAAGGGGAAGAUAAGCAGGAUCGGAACAAGGAGAAGAAAGAGGCGUUGAGCAAGGUGGUAAUUCGGAGAUUACCGCCCACUUUGACCAAGGAGCAGCUUCAGGAACAUCUUCAGCCUAUGCCUGAGCAUGAUUAUUUUGAGUUUUUUUCUAAUGAUACUAGUUUGUAUCCUCAUAUGUAUGCAAGAGCAUACAUCAACUUUAAAAACCAAGAGGACAUUAUUUUGUUCAGGGAUCGUUUUGAUGGUUAUGUAUUCCUUGACAAUAAAGGUCAGGAAUAUCCUGCCAUCGUAGAAUUUGCACCUUUUCAAAAAGCUGCAAAAAAGAAGACUAAGAAAAGAGAUACUAAAGUUGGAACUAUUGAUGAUGAUCCAGAAUAUAGAAAAUUUUUGGAGAGCUAUGCUGCAGAUAAUGAGAAAAUGACAUCUACUCCAGAGACACUGCUAGAGGAAAUAGAAGCAAAAAAUAGAGAACUAAUAGCUAAAAAGACAACUCCACUUUUGAGCUUCCUGAAAAACAAGCAGAGGAUGAGAGAAGAAAAGAGAGAAGAAAGGAGGCGGCGAGAAAUAGAAAGAAAAAGACAAAGAGAAGAAGAGAGGAGAAAGUGGAAAGAAGAAGAGAAACGAAAACGGAAAGAUAUAGAAAAGCUAAAGAAGAUAGACAGAAUUCCAGAAAGGGACAAAUUAAAGGAUGAACCAAAGAUUAAGGUACACAGGUUUCUGUUACAAGCUGUGAAUCAGAAAAAUCUGCUCAAGAAGCCAGAAAAAGGAGAUGAAAAAGAAUUGGACAAAAGAGAAAAGCUCAAGAAAUUGGACAAAGAGAAUCUGAGUGAUGAAAGAGCCAGUGGGCAAAGUUGUACAUUGCCCAAGCGUUCUGAGGGUGAAUUUAAAGAUGAAAAGCCUAAGAGACCUGAAGAUGAGAGUGGCAGAGAAUACAGGGAGAGGGAGCGGGAUUAUGAUCGAGACCAAGAGCGCAUCCUGCGGGAGAGAGAGAGGCUGAAGCGGCAGGAAGAAGAGCGCCGCAGGCAGAAGGAGCGCUAUGAGAAAGAGAAGGCUUUCAAGAGAAAGGAAGAAGAAAUGAAGAAGGAGAAAGAAACACUUCGGGAUAAAGGAAAGAAGCCUGAAAGUACAGAGCCAGUAGGCAGCUCAGAAAAAACUGAAAAGAAAGAAGAAGUGGUUAAGAGAGAUCGCAUAAGAAACAAGGAUCGCCCGGCGAUGCAGCUUUACCAGCCAGGAGCUCGAAGCCGAAAUCGACUCUGUCCCCCUGAUGACAGCACCAAGUCCGGAGAUUCAGCCAUAGAAAAAAAGCAGGAAAGUGGUAUUAGCCAUAGAAAAGAAGGAAGCGAGGAGUGAUAGGUCCAAAUGGCCUUAGGUGUCCUGACUGUCUAGGCAGCCAAAGAGCACGAAUUAAGCAAUCCAGAAGUGCCUUCAGGGCAAAGGAAUAGAGAGAGAGAGAAAGGGGGUCGCUGUGCUGGUGGGGUACACUGCAGAGGAGUAUGUUUUGCGUUAAAGCAGGAACCCGAUUGCAGGUUCAGAUUGGAAGUACAAUUUUCAUUUUUUAUGCAGUUCCUACAAAUUUAAAGUGUCAGACAAAGCUGAGGGGGAGAGGACACGCAUUGCAGUUUGCAGGCAAGAAGUAUCACGAGAGGACUUAUUUAGGUAUGACACGAGAAGAAGAUAGAAGAACUGGCUUUAAAAUCAAAAGGUUUUCUUAAUCCUGGAUUGAAUUUUCUUAAAUUUCAAUGGAGCAGAGUCACUGUGAAGUCUCGUUCAGAUCUAGUUAUAGUCAUUGUUGGUGAUAACUGUUGACUUUGUGUAGUGUAGAAGCAAGAAGCAUGUAAUUGUAAUACAAGUACAGUGAAGGAUAUAACACAUUUUCACUUAUGCAGAAAUUUAAAUAGUCAUGUCAUGUCGAUAUCUUAUGUCCUAAAGUUUUAGGAUUAGUUUGGGAACAGCUACCCACUCCAGUAUUCUGGCCUGGAGAAUUCCAUGGACUAUGUAGUCCACGGGGUUGCAAAGAGUCAGACACAACUCAGCAACUUUCAGUUUAGUUCUUUGUUUGCUUACGUGAGAUUAGUGUAAAAAAAUUUUUUUUUAAACAUCUCCUUUUGCCUUUAGUAAUUUUUAUAUUUGUAAAGUUUAACCCUUAGUUGGUUCUUGACAAUCCAGUCUUUGUUUGACUUUAGGUCUCAUGAGCUGAGUGCCUACCCUCUCCAGGAAGGAAACUGCACCAAUAUUUGUUCCUGUUAAAUAGCAACUUAGCUUGUUUUGCA
Messenger RNA from Budorcas taxicolor (takin), 2421 nucleotides. RefSeq names its product UPF3B regulator of nonsense mediated mRNA decay (gene UPF3B). Gene Ontology annotation, molecular function: mRNA binding. Gene Ontology annotation, biological process: positive regulation of translation; nuclear-transcribed mRNA catabolic process, nonsense-mediated decay. The transcript is spliced from 11 exons. The record is from RefSeq and is a predicted model, not a curated record. Lineage: Eukaryota; Metazoa; Chordata; Mammalia; Artiodactyla; Bovidae. Gene Ontology annotation, cellular component: nucleolus; cytoplasm. Bases 50 to 1501 code for a protein of 483 amino acids.